UUCAAACAAGACGUUAAAGGCGACCGUGCCUGCAAGCGACUGUCCAGGAGUUCAGAAAUUCCUGCCAGGACCUCAGCCCAAAAACACGGUUCACACCACAAAAGAAAUCUCAUAGCAGUUUAAAAAGUGCGCGCAUCCUUGCUGAGUUUUUAAAGUCGUAAUAAAAGAAAGUAAAUAAAUAAAAAUUAAAAAUGCCUUUCGCCCACGAGCAAUUGAAUCUGGUGGCCAGCGAGCAGCUGAGCAAAACGGAGACCAUCAAGCUGCGCAACCAGCACAUCGGGCAAGCCUGCCAGCUCUUCUAUCGUUCUGAUCCUCUGAAAAUUGUACGCGGCCAAGGUCAAUAUAUGUUCGAUGAGGAGGGCAACCGGUAUCUAGACUGCAUCAACAAUGUGGCCCACGUUGGUCAUUGUCAUCCGGAGGUGGUGCGAGCUGGAGCCUUGCAGAUGGCCACGAUCUCCACGAAUAACCGCUUUCUCCAUGACGAACUGGUCCAGUGCGCCCGCACUCUGACCAGCAAAAUGCCGGAGCCACUUUCCGUGUGCUUCUUCGUCAAUUCCGGAUCUGAGGCCAAUGACCUGGCCCUGCGAUUGGCCCGCAAUUUUACCAAGCGCCAGGAUGUUAUCACUCUGGACCAUGCCUACCAUGGUCAUUUGCAGUCGGUGAUGGAGGUGUCUCCCUACAAGUUCAAUCAGCCGGGAGGCGAGAUCAAGCCAGACUACGUCCAUGUGGCUCCCUGCCCGGAUAUCUACGGCGGAAAGUUCACGGACAAGAUGUAUCCGGAUGCGGAUAUGGGUGCUCUGUAUGCCCAGCCGAUUGAGGAGAUCUGCCAGAGGCAGUUGGCCAAGGGACAGGGCGUGGCCGCUUUCAUAGCCGAGAGCCUGCAGAGCUGCGGUGGCCAGAUCUUGCCACCAGCCGGAUAUUUCCAGACCGUUUACGAGGCGGUCCGCUCGGCCGGUGGCGUUUGCAUUGCCGAUGAGGUGCAGGUGGGAUUCGGACGCGUGGGUAGCCACUACUGGGCAUUUGAGACCCAGAACGUCAUCCCAGACAUUGUGUGUGUGGCCAAGCCGAUGGGCAAUGGACAUCCGGUGGGUGCGGUGGUCACCACACCUGAAAUCGCCAAGGCCUUCCAUGCCACCGGAGUGGCCUACUUCAAUACGUACGGUGGCAAUCCGGUGUCCUGUGCGAUCGCCAAUGCCGUGAUGCGGGUGAUCGAUCAGGAGGGUCUGCAGCAGAACGCCCUCGUCCUGGGAGAUUAUCUGCUGGAGGAGUGCAAUCGCCUAAAGCAGGACUUCGAGUGCAUCGGUGAUGUGCGCGGCACAGGGCUCUUUGUGGGCAUCGAGCUGGUUCAGGAGCGGACCGAUCGCAUUCCGGACAAGAAGGCCGCCCACUGGGUGGUCAACCGGAUGAAGCAGUUGCAUCGGGUGCUCGUCUCCUCCGACGGUCCCAACGACAACGUGAUCAAGCUAAAGCCGCCCAUGUGCUUCAACCGCGAGAAUGCCGACGAGUUCCUUCUGGCCUUCCGGGAGUGCCUGACCGCCGUGAUGCAGGAUCGACUGGCCAGUGCCACCUCCGCCGCCAUGGCCGCCACCAGCGGCGUCAUUGCCACCGCCGCCGAGACGCUGGCCAACAAAGCGAAGCUCUUCGAGCGCCAGGAUCGCCUCAUCAAGUCGGUCUGAGGCAGUGCCUGCUGGUUGGCCAAUGCCACCACCAACGCCUCUCCGCCUGGGCACAAAAUAGCUUUAGCCACCAAGGAUAUUUAAAUUAUUCCAUUGUCCACCCUCCCCCACCCCAUGUCCUUCGCCCCCUGUCCCCUGUUCCCAAGUUCUCUCAACAAUUUUUAUUUGAUUAGAAGUAAUGCCAUUUACCCGUAAUCUACACAUAUAUCUACGCUUUGUAACCAUUAUUAUGUCGUCAAUUAUCUUCUAGUAUCUAGAAAAAUAGGGAGCCCAACACGAAUUUCUUCCAUUGUUAUUUGUAUGUAUAAACUUUUGAGUAUAUUAAGUUAAAAAUGUUAUUAAAAAGUUACACGUAUUUUGUA
Messenger RNA from Drosophila rhopaloa, 2038 nucleotides. Its product is annotated as alanine--glyoxylate aminotransferase 2-like. The record is from RefSeq and is a predicted model, not a curated record. Gene Ontology annotation, molecular function: transaminase activity; pyridoxal phosphate binding. Gene Ontology annotation, cellular component: mitochondrion. The transcript has 4 exons. Lineage: Eukaryota; Metazoa; Arthropoda; Insecta; Diptera; Drosophilidae. Bases 192 to 1676 code for a protein of 494 amino acids.